Penicillium malachiteum is the source of this 672-nucleotide messenger RNA. RefSeq names its product GNAT family N-acetyltransferase. The record is from RefSeq and is a predicted model, not a curated record. NCBI's taxonomy places the organism in Eukaryota, Fungi, Ascomycota, Eurotiomycetes, Eurotiales, Aspergillaceae. Bases 1 to 672 code for a protein of 223 amino acids. Gene Ontology annotation, molecular function: acyltransferase activity, transferring groups other than amino-acyl groups. The transcript has a single exon.
AUGACCAUUGAUUAUACUUAUUCAUUUUUCCGGGUCUCCAAAUCCGAGGAAAUCUAUCGAUCCGCUCAAAAAUACCGAGAUCUUCGUUUGCAAGCACUCCAAGUGUCACCGGGGUCAUUCGCCUCGACUUAUGAAACCGAGUCUGCCUUUACAGAUAAUGAUUGGAUAAGCCGCUUAACAGAUCCGGGCUAUGAGAUCUUUAUCUCUGCCGCAACAUCUCCUCAUUACAGCUUGAGUGAGCCGGAAUGGGUCGGUCAAGUUACGCUACGUGGCCCUGCUUCUUCACAAGACUUCACUCUACCUGCCGCAUCAUGUCAGCCACCACAGAAGUCAGAUUCAGAGGAGGAACGCUGGCAGAUGCUGAGCUUGUUUACACUACCCGAACAUCGUGGAAAUCGACUUGGUGCAAAUCUAUGUCGAGAAGCACUUGAUUAUCUUCGAAACUAUCGACUCUCACCACCGAGUAUCCACGUUCGCCUCAUGGUUAGACCGGAGAAUCAGGUCGCAGUGAAGCUAUAUCGGCGACUAGGUUUCAUCGCGGCGGGAAAUUGCAACCUUUCCGAGGCUCUGGUUGCGAAUGGAGACGGAUAUCUCUUGCCUAAGGACUUGAGUGCAACGAAAUGGUCGACUCGUACAGGAUUGAUCAUGAGUUUGUGGAUAACUCGGCAUUGA